AUGAGAAAUUGCACAAUGGUGACUGAAUUCAUCCUGCGGGGGAUCCCUGAGUCAGAGGGCCUAGAGACAACACUUUUAUUAGUGUUCUUGUCAAUAUAUUUGUGCACCCUGUUGGGAAAUGUGCUCAUCCUCACGGUGAUCCUCUCCUCCUCACGGCUUCACACUCCCAUGUAUUUUUUCUUGGGAAACCUCUCCAUCUUUGACCUUGCUUUUUCUUCAACGACUGCUCCCAAGAUGCUGUUGAACCUUUCAGGGCAGAGUCAAAGGAUCUCAUUCCAGGGUUGUGCUCUCCAGCUCUUCUUCUACCAUUUCCUGGGCUGCACAGAGUGCUUCCUGUACACGGUAAUGGCCUUGGACCGCUAUGUAGCCAUUUGUCACCCCCUGAGGUACACAGUCAUCAUGAAUAUCAGGGUCUGCUCCAUCUUGGCCACAGGCACCUGGGUGGGUGGACUCGUACAUGCUGUUAUGCUCACCUCCCUCACCUUCCAGUUACCCUACUGUGGGUCUAACGAGGUGGACUAUUACUUCUGUGAUGUGCCUGCUGUGUUACCUCUAGCCUGUGAGGACACAUCUGUAGCCCAGAGGGUAGGUUUUACAAACGUUGGUCUUUUGGCUUUUACAUGCUUAUUCCUCAUCUUUGUUUCCUACAUUUGCAUCGGGGUCUCCAUAUCAAAGAUCCGCUCAGCAGAGGGCAGGCAUCGGGCUUUCUCAACCUGCAGUGCCCACCUCGCUGCAAUUCUUUGUGCUUAUGGACCAGUGAUCAUCAUCUACCUACAGCAAAAUCCCAGCCCCUUAUUCGGUGCCACAAUUCAGAUCUUCAAUAAUCUUGUAACCCCCAUGUUGAACCCCCUCAUCUACAGCCUGAGGAAUCAGGAUGUAAAGUCUGCCUUGAGGCAUAUAUUUGCCAAGAGAAGCUUUGCUGUUGAAAAUAAAUGA
This is a messenger RNA of Tupaia belangeri chinensis (Chinese tree shrew), 936 nucleotides long. Its product is annotated as putative olfactory receptor 10D4. The transcript has 2 exons. The coding region runs from base 1 to 936 and encodes 311 amino acids. Gene Ontology annotation, cellular component: membrane. Lineage: Eukaryota; Metazoa; Chordata; Mammalia; Scandentia; Tupaiidae. Gene Ontology annotation, biological process: G protein-coupled receptor signaling pathway. The record is from RefSeq and is a predicted model, not a curated record. Gene Ontology annotation, molecular function: G protein-coupled receptor activity; olfactory receptor activity.